This is a messenger RNA of Limulus polyphemus (Atlantic horseshoe crab), 6502 nucleotides long. RefSeq names its product tensin-3-like. Lineage: Eukaryota; Metazoa; Arthropoda; Merostomata; Xiphosura; Limulidae. Bases 494 to 5116 code for a protein of 1540 amino acids. The record is from RefSeq and is a predicted model, not a curated record. The transcript is spliced from 31 exons. Gene Ontology annotation, molecular function: protein binding.
ACCUGAGCGACAUCACAUUGCAGUGAAAGUUAAAACGUUGAGGAAAGAUUGCCUGAGCGACAUCACACUGCAGUGAAAGUUAAAACGCUGAGGAAAGAUUACCUGAGCGACAUCACAUUGCAGUAAAAGUUAAAACGUUGAGGAAAGAUUGCCUGAGCGACAUCACAUUGUGAUAAGCUGUGAAAGUUAAAACGCUGAGGAAAGAUUAUCUGAGCGACAUCACACUGCAGUGAAAGUUAAAACGCUGAGGAAAGAUUACCUGAGCGACAUCACAUUGCAGUGAAAGUUAAAACGUUGAGGAAAGAUUGCCUGAGCGACAUAACGAGUGGACGUUAAAAUAUAUCCGUAGUUACAGCAUGGAAAUCUUUUGAGUUAGGAAAGUUACUGACUUAUUGUCUAUUGUGAUGUAACUUAAAAAAUCUCCUUAAAUUCAAAGUGGGCUGUAUUGUUAUUUUUAGUAACUAAUAUAUAGCAACUACCAUCUCCAUACAUAAUGUUGUGGGGGUGCUUUCGUCGCAGGAAAAAAUGCAAACAGCGCCCUCAAACAGACAGAAGCCUUUCUCCGAACUGCAGGUGUUCUUGCCACAGGAAGGUAAUUGCAACAUGUGAACCACCUGCGAAGCACGAAUUACAAACUCAAGAGUCUACAAGGUCUCUUCAAACAAAUCCACAAAGACCGGAAAGCCCUGAUGUCAGGAGUUUCAGCGGCAUUCCAAGUCCAAGGACUCCGGAGAAGUUGCCUCGGUUUAUCAUGGAUAUCACUUACAUCACAGAACGUAUCAUUGUUCUGACUUUCCCAGAGUCGGGAACAGAUGCUACGUACAGAAGCAACCUGAAAGAAGCUGCGCGCAUGCUUCAAACCAAACAUGGUGACAAGUACAUGGUCAUCAAUUUAUCUGAGAGAAGGCAGGAACUACUGAAGCUUAACAAUCAGGUAGAAGAUUGUGGUUGGCCAUCAGAUUUAGCACCAGAAUUGGAUAAAAUUUACAAAAUAUGUGAUGUACUAGAUAAGUGGCUGAAGAGUAAUGCUCAGCACAUAAUAGUGCUACACUCCAAGGGUGACAAAGGAAGAGUUGGUGUUGUUAUUGCAGCUUACAUGCAUCAUAGUAAUAAAUAUGCAAGUGCUGAACAAGCUUUAGACAGGUUUGCUAUGAAAAGGCUGUAUGAUGAUAAGUUCUCUGAGAGAAUGCAUCCUUCACAAAAAAGGUAUGUCCAGUACUUUUCAGGACUGUUAACUUCAAUGAUUAGAACAAACAAGGAUACAGUCUACCUUCACAACAUUAUAAUAUAUGGAAUACCAAGCUUGGAAUCAAAAGGUUAUCGACCAUUUGUGAAGAUCUAUCAAAGAAUGAAGUUAGUGUACACGUCUGAAGUGCACAUUGCCACAGAACAGACUCGAAAAGUUCUCAUCACAAUAAAUCCGUGUCUACCACUCUGUGGUGACAUUUUCAUUAAGUGUUAUCACAGACAACAGAAGCCAUCUGAUAGAUCUACAGUGUUCAGGGUCCAGUUUCACACAUGGACAUUGGACCAGAAACAUGUGGUAUUUUUAAAGAAUGAGCUGGAUGAUGCCAUCUCCGAUUUCAGGUUUCCAAGUGAUGGGAAGGUGGAACUACAGUUUUCCUUUCACCCUGAUGACUUCAAAGGAAAUGGUUCUGUUCACAAACCAAUGACUGCAUCAAAUUUCUCUGAUUCCAUAGUCAGAUGGGAUUCUUAUGAAAACUUUAACAUGGAAUCCCCAAAUGCAGCAGAGGUGCAUCACACUCAAGGGCCCCUGGAUGGCAGUCUUUAUGCAACCAUUAGGAAAAAUUCAGCAGUAAAGAAUGUGUCAAAGAAGCAUGAGAAUACCAAACAUGAGGGGUAUGGUCAACCAAAUGGGAGUCAGGCUGUGAGUAGGGACUCUGGAAUUUCUUCAUCUUCAGGUUUUCAUGGAUCUUGUUCUCCAGUACGUGAUGGUAGUCAGUCACAGACACCUGGAUUGAUUAAUGGGCAUACUAAUCAACCUUCUGUUAGUAUUGUGGAAGCUGAAAUCCACAGACCACAGGCUAGAAUUGAGAAAGAAGAAAAGCAAAGUGAAUCAAUCUCAGCAUUGCAACAGGCUGAAUUGGAUGAACUAAUGAGAAAUCUGAUUCAAGAAACUGAAUGUUUUCCAGAUCAGCAACCUCUUAAAAGUGUCCAACCUGAAAGCUACAUUUCUUUUUCUUCAGCUUUGACUAGUCCUACAUACACAGAUAAACAGAAUCUAUCAAAUACAGAGGAAAGCCAGUGCUGUUUUUCCAGUGAGAAAGAAGAAAAGCUUUACAGUACAUAUGCAAAUAAGACUGCACAAACUUAUCCUUCAGUGAUUUUGGAAAAUGCAUGUAUUCUGCCAUCUAGAGAUUAUUUGACGAAUUCUAGUGAGCCUUUCUCUCAAAGCUCAUUUUAUAGUUCUCCAAACAUUCUACCAUCUGAAGCUAGAACCAUGGAUAAACCAUAUGACAGUUCCCCAGAUUGUUCACUCAGUAGUCUUGGACCAAGCAGGUCUCCAAUCCCAAAGGACAACACAUGGCUUCAACAACAGUGGCACAAAUACCUUCUCAAACAAGAAGGACAUAGAAAACAGGAACGAAUGUUACGUGAACAACGUGUAAUUGCUGAACUCAAGGAUGUUCAAGCUAAAAAGAACCAGCUUCUGUCACCAUCUGAGUUAAAUAAACAGACUUCUCCAACAAUAACAAAGAAAUGUUCACCUUCUGAGAAGUUCAACAAAUAUCAACAUUUUCGUAUCUGCACAGACAUUGUGGGUUCUUCAAAUACCUAUGAUUCGUCAAAAACGUUUGUCAAAGAAAUGGAAUGUGAUGGUUCUUUUCGGGUUGCUCAAACUUUCUCUCCUUCAAAAAGUGACAAAUAUGAGGGGGUACAAGUUAGGCAUCAACAGAGCCCAGAUAUCUCUUCUUCAAUCACCUGUUCUCAGAUUAUUAAAGUUCCUGUCCAGAAAGGCUUCCAUCCAAAAGCUAUUAAUGGUUUCGAUGAAAGAGACUGCCACAGAGAUUCUGAGACAACAGAACUUUUCAGUAAUUGUAAUCAGUUUGGUUUUCAAACCAACUCCAGCCCAUUGGUUAAUGGAAAUUACCAUAAAAUCUAUCAUAUUGAUUCUACUCUUACAGCUAUAGACAAAACUUUUGGUUUAGAAUCAGAGGUAGUAAACCAAGCUGGUCAGCAGUUUAAUAGAGAGCUAAAUGUAGUUAAUGGUCAUGGUCAAAACUUUUGCUAUUGUGGGUCACAAAAAUCUGAAAGUAAUAGACUAGGACAGCAAGAUCGCCAGAUUAGUACACAGCAGGGUAUGGCCAAUGGUAUUGAACAAUAUGAUUAUCAAACUAGCCCGUGGCAACUUAGAAGUGAUCCUCCUGAUCCACAACGUUAUCAGAGCAACCUGCAAAAGUUUGUGGCCAGUGAUUCUGAACAAGGUAAUUGCUACACUUUGAGUACAGUUGAUGAGUCCAACCAGCUUAGCAACCCUAUGAUUUCAAAGUCAGUUCUUCAAAAAAGUUCAGAACCUCAUUAUACCAUACCUGUUGGCUCAAGAAUACCAACUACAGUUAGAACACUGUCUCCAAUCCAACAGCCACACACAACGAAUCACAACAUUGUGUCAUACAGUGUAGCAGUCAGUGGUUCUUCAGUUAGUCAAGCUGCUACAGUCCAGUUUAGGUCAUCUUUACCAAAGCAUGGGUUAUCUCAACACAACCAUAUCAGUUCUCAAAGCCGGUCUCCUUCUGUUGGACCAGAUCAGCAAAGUAAACUUCCUGCUUCCCCUUCUGCAUUACUGAGAGAUCCUGUUUCAAGUGACUUUCCAAGUCCCAAACUAACAUCGCUUGAACAAACCCCUCUUCAGAAAACUCAAAACCCAAUACUUUACAAUCAAUCAACACCUCAGAAUGUAAUGUUUUUUAGUAAAUUUACAAUGUAUUGUGAUGGACUUUUAGCAGGGUCAUGCUGGGCUUUGAUGUUUAUUUAUCGUAUGACACAGGGCCUGGUGGUUAAGAAGUUUGACUCACAAUCUCAGAAUUGCGAAUUUGAAUCUCCAUCCCUGAACAUUCUUGUCCUAUAUGGUUACCAUCUGAGCCAGUUACCUGGGAUGAAAAAUGGGGAUUUGUCACUUCAACAGACUUCCCCCAUUCUCAGUGGUCACAGUUCUCCAAGUCAGUACUCGGAUCAGUCCUGCCAGUCCAGCAUGAUAUCACUGUCAGAUUUCCAUGAAGUAACCUGUCAGCUCCCAUUUUUUAUGAAAGACACUUCUAGAUAUUGGUAUAAACCCAGUUUGUCCCGAGAUGAAGCAUCCAGGAUGUUAAAAGAUAAGCCACCAGGGUCAUUUCUAGUCCGAAACAGUCACACUUUUCCCGGCUAUUUUGGGUUAGUAAUGAAAGUUCCACCUUCAUCACCAGAUAUUAGAGCAGGGUGUGGAGAACCUGAUUUCAGUGAACUCGUACGACAUUUUUUAAUAGAAUGCACAUCAAAGGGUGUAAGGCUCAAGGGUUGUCCCGAUGAACCAGUGUUUGGAAGUUUAUCAGCUCUGGUUUAUCAACACUCCAUCACAGCCUUGUCUCUAUCCUGCAGACUUCUACUCCCAGAGCUCGAGCCAAUAUCUGAAACUACUUCCAACUGUGAAUUUAAUCAAGGGAGAAAACUAGAUGGUGGUAAAGUACUGUACUUGAGCACAAUGGAUACAGAGACUCUUACUGGACCCCAGGCUGUUCAGAUAGUUGUUUCAGAGUUAUUAGAAGCUAAACGUCCAGCAGCCUCAGUCGUUGUGCAUUUUAGAGUGUCUGACAAAGGAAUCACUAUAACAGACACAAGUCGAAAGUUGUUUUUCCGACGUCAUUAUCCUGUAUGUAACAUUAGCUAUUGUGGAUUUGACCCAGAUAACAGAUGUUGGACAAAAGAGGAUGUUGUAGGAGUUAUACCACUUAGUUCUAGGCGCUGCUUUGGUUUUGUUGCCAAGAAGCCACCCAGUCAUAGUGAUAAUCAGUGCCAUGUGUUUGCUGAAAUUGAACCCAAUCACCCAGCUUCAGCCGUGGUCAGUUUGGUAGAAAAUAUAAUCACAAGUUUCUUCAAGAAUGUUAAGAUCAAAUCAUGAACUAAUGAUGGAAAAAAUAGUGAGGCUUUUUUGUAGCCAAUUCAUCAAGCCUAAAUUCACAAAUUCCAUGGUGAUUAGUCUUAGAGAUAACUAGAUAUGAUGAAUUUAGGAACUUUGCUUCAUAUUUUUCUAAGAAGAACUAAACUCUUCUUUCAAGUCUUGAACAAUGGAGGCAUUUCCUUCAAUCAGUUUAAUUAUACAUUCCUGUAUAAAGACCAAGAUUAAGUAUCUAAAUGUAGAUGAGGCUUGAUAAAAGGUUACUUGAAGACAUCUCACUAAAGAGUUAAUACAGGAUACAACAGCUCUGAUAUGAAAAAGUAAAUUAUCCUCCUGACCAAACAAUUCAACAAAUCUGUUUUUAAUUAAAUCUUUAUUUCAUUAAAAGAGUGUCAUAAAAGUUCUUUUUUUUAUGUCAGAAGAGAGUACUGUUUUGAAAAAUGAUACAAACAUAUGUCUAUUAUUUUAAUAUAAAAUAAUCUUUAGCCACUCAUCUGACAAAUUUUUUAACAUAUUAUCUUAACAUGUGUUGUACAAAUAUAGAAUUUAGUUGUUUAAUGUUAGAUAUUCAGUGUUAGUUACCAGAAGUUUUUAAUUCCUGCUUGAUGCCUUUUUUUGUUGUUGUUUUUCACAGUUGCUUUCACAUGUAAAUAAUGAUUUCUAGAAUUAAGUUUACAUAUAGGCGUACUAAUAUGUGUUUUGUGAGAGCAUUGGGCAUUUUAGUUCCUCAGAGUUAGAGUGAAAUUUUAUUCUCAUUAAAGAUAAUGUUUUUCAUAUAUUUAAGAUGAAUUCAUUUUUCCGUAUGUUAGAGUUAGAUACUUUUCUUGAGUACAGAAUUCUACAAAAUAAAACUUCUUAUUUUUUAUGAAGUUAUGUGACCAUGCAUAUGUUAUUUUUUGUUUGUUUAAAAGUUAAAUAUAUAGGAAACACUUUACAACUUUCUUUUUGCUAAAUAAUUCUUAAAAUUAGGUCCCACAUGCAGACUAUUAAGAAUAUAGAUGUUUUUCAAAAUUACAAAAAAAUGCAUAUCUAUACUUCAAAAAUAAUAGUUUUUGACUGGUGCCAAAAUUGUUUUUAGUGUUAUCUAUGUUUAUGCUGAAAAUAAUAUUAUUCCAGUGCCAAAUGUGGAUCUUGUACUUAACGAUGCAACUGUUUGUACCUACAUUAUUUAUAAUGUUUGAAAUAUAUUAGAAUUCAUUGAUAUAAUCAUUGACAAUUUGGUAAAUUCAUACUAUUCAAGCUAUUUGCAUGUGUUUAUAUUAGCUGUAUAUCCAAAAAUAUGCAUUACAGGUAUAUCCUUUAUUUUAAUACAUUUAAUUUAGCACAAUUCUCUAGUUUCUGUAUGUCAGUGAGAUACAUGUACAUUAUAUUAAAGUUUUUCUUAAGUGA